AUGGCUUCUCAAAACACUUUCUCAGACUUCAAAUUGGCCAGCGAGCUGCCAGCUUGGUCCAAGUUGCAACAACUUCACGGAACUGUAGGCAAGAGUUUGUCUGUGAAGGAUGAAUUCCAAAAGGACGCCAAGCGUUUUGACAAGUACUCGAAGAUUUUCGAGAACUACGAUGGGUCGAAGAUCUUGUUUGAUUUCUCCAAGAACUUGAUCAACGACGAAAUUUUGGCCGCUUUGGUGGAUUUGGCUAAGGAGGCCAAGGUUGCCGAGUUGAGAGACGCUAUGUUGGCUGGUGAACACAUAAACUUUACAGAAGACCGUGCCGUGUACCAUGCGGCUUUGAGAAACAGGGCCAACAAGGUGAUGAAGGUGGACGGGAAGGACGUUGCGCCUGAAGUGGACGCUGUGUUGCAGCACAUGAGGGAGUUCAGCGAAGAAGUGCGCUCCGGUGCCUGGAAGGGUUACACGGGUAAGAAGAUCACCGAUGUUGUCAACAUCGGUAUCGGUGGUUCCGAUUUGGGUCCGGUCAUGGUCACCGAGGCCCUCAAACACUACGCCGGCGACAUCAAGGUGCACUUUGUGUCGAACAUCGACGGUACCCACAUUGCUGAGACUUUGAAGGUGGUCGACCCUGAGACCACUUUGUUCUUGAUUGCUUCCAAGACUUUCACCACUGCUGAGACCAUCACCAACGCCAACACCGCGAAGAGCUGGUUCUUGUCCAAGACCGGCAACGACAAGGCCAACGUCGCCAAGCACUUUGCUGCGCUAUCGACCAACGAGGAGGAAGUCGCCAAGUUUGGUAUUGACACCAAGAACAUGUUCGGUUUCGAAAACUGGGUUGGUGGUCGUUACUCCGUCUGGUCUGCCAUCGGUUUGUCCGUUGCCUUGUAUAUCGGUUACGACAACUUCGAGGCUUUCCUAAAGGGAGCUGAGGCUGUCGACAACCAUUUCGCCCAAACUCGUUUGGAAGACAACAUUCCAUUGUUGGGUGGUUUGUUGUCUGUCUGGUACAACAACUUCUACGACGCCCAAACCCACCUGGUCGCCCCAUUUGACCAAUACCUGCACAGAUUCCCAGCUUACUUGCAACAGCUUUCGAUGGAAUCCAACGGUAAGUCCGUCACCAGAGGCAACGUUUUCACCAACUACUCCACCGGUUCUAUUCUGUUUGGUGAGCCAGCUACCAACGCCCAACACUCUUUCUUCCAGUUGGUUCACCAAGGUACCAAGUUGAUCCCAGCUGAUUUCAUCUUGGCUGCUCAAUCACACAACCCAAUCGAGAACAACUUGCACCAAAAGAUGUUGGCUUCCAACUUCUUCGCUCAGGCCGAAGCCUUGAUGGUCGGCAAGGACGAGGAGCAAGUCCGCUCUGAGGGGGCUACCGGCGGAUUGGUCCCACACAAGGUCUUUUCUGGUAACAGACCAACCACUUCCAUCUUGGCCCAAAAGAUCACCCCAGCUACCUUGGGUGCUUUGAUUGCUUACUACGAGUACGUCACUUUCACCGAGGGCGCCAUCUGGAACAUCAACUCCUUCGACCAAUGGGGUGUUGAAUUGGGUAAGGUCUUGGCCAAGGUUAUCGGCAAGGAAUUGGACUCCAGCGAGAAGAUUCAAGCCCACGACGGUUCCACAAAUGGUUUGAUCAACCAAUUCAAGCAAUGGUUGUAA
Molecule: messenger RNA, 1668 nt
Organism: Torulaspora globosa
Lineage: Eukaryota; Fungi; Ascomycota; Saccharomycetes; Saccharomycetales; Saccharomycetaceae
Gene: PGI1
Product: glucose-6-phosphate isomerase
Exons: 1
Coding region: 1-1668 (555 amino acids)
Biological process (GO): gluconeogenesis; glycolytic process; glucose 6-phosphate metabolic process
Cellular component (GO): cytosol
Molecular function (GO): monosaccharide binding; carbohydrate derivative binding; glucose-6-phosphate isomerase activity
Source: RefSeq, a predicted model, not a curated record